CUAUAUAACACGCAGCAUAACCCACUCCCCAUCAUUACCACCAAGCUUCUGAGUGUUUUACAGAGACAAUAAAUGGCGGAAGAGUUGCAGGUCUUGGGUUUCUGGGCAAGCCCCUUCAGCCGCAGAGUGGAGCUUGCUCUGAAGCUCAAAGGCGUCGAAUACCAACACAUCGAGGAAGAUUUGCCCCACAACAAGAGCCAUUUGCUCCUCCAAUACAACCCAAUUCACAAGAAGGUUCCUGUCCUAGUCCACCAUGGAAAACCCAUUUCUGAGUCUCUUGUGAUCCUCGAAUACAUCGAUGAAAUCUGGAAAAACAACCCCCUGUUGCCCCAAAAUCCGUACGAACGAGCUCUGGCUAGGUUUUGGGCGAAGUAUAUUGAGGACAAGGUUGUGGUUGCGAUGCUGAAGGCUGCGAAAGCCAAAAUUGAAGACAGGGAAAAGGGGUUGGAGGAAGCAGGGGAGGCGUUGGAACCGCUUGAGAAGGAGCUUGGAAGCAAGAGGUUCUUUGGGGGAGAGAAGAUUGGGUUUGUGGAUGUUGUUGGCACUGUGGUAGCUUACUGGGUUCCUGCCAUUGAUGAAGCUGUUGGGAUUCAGAUGCUGGGAACUAACAGGUUUCCGAAUGUGAAGAAAUGGAGUGAAGAGGUUGUGAAUCAUGGCGUCGUGAAACAGAUUCUGCCGCCAAAAGAUAAGCUCGUGGCUUAUUUGCGAACUGUUCUAAGAAGUAACUAGAGAUUGGAUUAUGUUAUCAUGAACGCUUUAUCUUUGUGCUUGGUUUUAAAGUAACGAAAGCUAUUUUAAAUAACGAGAAUUCGGGUAUGUUCUCAUUUAGAUUGUCGAGAUGGUGUCACGAUUGUACUUUCUGGGGUCUUAUUACGCGAGGGUAGAGUGUUUACU
Molecule: messenger RNA, 894 nt
Organism: Cucurbita pepo subsp. pepo (vegetable marrow)
Lineage: Eukaryota; Viridiplantae; Streptophyta; Magnoliopsida; Cucurbitales; Cucurbitaceae
Product: glutathione S-transferase U8
Biological process (GO): glutathione metabolic process
Cellular component (GO): cytoplasm
Molecular function (GO): glutathione transferase activity
Source: RefSeq, a predicted model, not a curated record